AUGAUGGCCGCUCUGGUAUUGCCCACCAGGCUAGCGCCGCUGGACUACGACAUGUCCAAGCGCCUUGCUCCGCAUCCGACGGAGCGCAAGAAGCGGUGGGCCACCAAGGUCAAGACUGGGUGCGCCACUUGCAGAGCCCGCAGGGUCAAAUGCGACGAGGCCAAGCCCAACUGCAGGCGAUGCCUGUCGGUAGGACGCGCAUGCGGCGGCUACACGGCCCCGCUGGUGCCGUCGAAAAAGACACCGUCGCCGACCCCGCCGGCGACGCCGACGACGACGACGACGCCGACGUCGACCUGGUCGGUCCUCCAGCCGAGCGGGCUGCCCGUCCUGCCCGUCUACGCGCACUCGAGCCCCGAGGAGGAGCAAAUGUUCCACCUGCUGUGCACCGAAGCCGCCCUCAAGGUCGCCGGCGACUUUGACCGCGGAUUCUGGUCCGUCGACGUGCCCAGGGCGACGCAGACGUACCCGGCCAUCUGGCACGCCAGCGCCUCCCUCGCCGCCGUGUACAAGCGCGUCCAGCAUCAGGGCAGCAGCCCCGAGGCGGUGCAGCUCUACAAGUUCUCCCUCGACCAGUACAACAAGUCGAUCAAGGCGCUCGUGUCCAUCGACCCCCAGCACGCCGAGCUGAGCUACGAGGACCAGGAGACGCUGCUCCUCGCCAGCGUCCUCUUCACCAGCAUCUGCAUCCUCCAGUGCGACCAGGAGACGUCCAAGGUGCACAUUGACAACGGCAUCCAGCUGUUCAACAAGUGGCGCUUCUGGGAGCACGCCGCCAACGCCGCCGCCGCCGGCACCGCCACCACCACCUCCAUCACGACCGCCGCCGCCGCCGCCGGCAGGUCGACCAAGGCGACGACCCAGCUGUCCACCGCCGACUCGCUCGUCGCCCUCUUCACCCGCUUCGAGCUGCAGUCCUCCCUGGCCACCCCGCCCAAGCCGUACUGGCAGACCGUCAGCUUCGACAAGCGCCACGCCGUCGGCAGCGCCUUCUCCUCGGCCACCGACGCCUACUACGAGCAGCAGCAGCUCUUCAACAACCUCAUCAAGGUGUACCGCACCGACGUCGUCGACCGCAUCAUGGGCAAGCCCGGCCCCAGCCCGGACAGGCGCCUGCCCUUCCGCUACCAGUACCGCCGCUGGAAGAGCCGGUUCCAGGGCCUGCGCGACGUGGACCAGAGGGCCCGGCUCAUCCUGCAGAUGUACUCGUACGCCAUCGAGAUCAUCCUCUACGUGGACCCCGCCGAGGCCGAGCUGGGCUGGGACCGCUACACCUACGCCUUCUGGCGCAUCUUUGCCCUCGGCAAGGCCCUCUUUGACCAGGAGACGAACCCGGCCGCCAGGGACGACGGCGCCGUCACCCUGUUUUCCUUUUCCCCCGUCUCGUGCCACCCCUUCCUGGGCAUCGGCACCCUGUGCAGGGACGGCGCGCUGCGCCGCCGCUCCGCCGACCUGCUGAGGCGCUGGCCCCUGCGGGACGGCAUGGUCAACUACAAGAUUGCCGCCGCCAACCUGCAGGCCAUCAUGACGUACGAGGAGUCGCACGCCAACCAGCCGGACCCGUGCCAGGACUGCGUCGACACCCCGCAGACGCACGUGUGCGGCGACCACCGCGUCAUCUACCGCGAAGUGGAGCACAUUGGCGACGGGGAGGGACGGCUCGCCAUGACGACGGUGGGCGACGUCAAGCAUGGCCGACCGGGAAAGUCUGUCGCGGUGACGUGGUGA
Molecule: messenger RNA, 1728 nt
Organism: Ustilaginoidea virens
Lineage: Eukaryota; Fungi; Ascomycota; Sordariomycetes; Hypocreales; Clavicipitaceae
Exons: 2
Coding region: 1-1728 (575 amino acids)
Biological process (GO): regulation of DNA-templated transcription
Molecular function (GO): DNA-binding transcription factor activity, RNA polymerase II-specific; zinc ion binding
Source: RefSeq, a predicted model, not a curated record